GCGGAGUUUUCAAAACAUGUUUGGACAGAGAGCUUAUGAAGACCAGUUUCCCUGUAUUUCACUUGUGAUGUCAAAAUGGCAACGAUCAUUAGACCAGACAUUGAUUUUCAUGGAUUAUUUCGAAAACUUGGUCACAGCCUCGAAGAGAUCCGUGUGCGGACCGUGGACAACAUUCUCUCCAAGCUCGAACACAAGCUCAUCUGCGAUGCCGACUUGGUGAAUGAACGCCACCUGUUUAUCCGACUUCUCGAGUGGUUUAACUUCAGCUCCUGUCCCAAAACAGAGGAAGUUCUUGCCCUACUGAAUCGCUUGUCACAGCAUUCUGCAGCUGCCGAGAUUAUUCAGGACAUUGGUGGAAUAGAAUUCUUGACUCAGCUGCGAGAAAAUGUCGAACCCAGUCUCCGGCCAAUUAUUGAUCAGAUUCUAGAAAAUGCAAUGAAAUUGCCAGAGAUCCGGGUGAAGUUGCAUGCUCCGGAAUGCAUCUACCAGAGGCCGUUAGAUGCAAGUGCAGGCACACAUCAGUCUGUGACUAACAUUAAUGAGAGUGCGAGGUCGCAGCCCAUGUCAGUUGCCUCCAGUUCCUGUGUGCCUCCCAUGUCUUCAGUCUCCAACGCCGACAGACUCAGGUGUUACGACGAGCCUUCUCCCGGCUACUUUGUGACUCCAUGUCAACAUGAACCAGUCAGCCAGCCAUCAGAUAUCAUUGAGACUGGGUCAUCAAGUUGUUUCUACAUGACAGUGUUUCCAUGGUUACCUCUGACUCCAACAGACAGACAUGUUUUAGCUUCGACCAAUACGUCUCUACAGAGUAAAGACAUCAGUCUACUUAUCAGUGCCAGCGAGUUUCUCAGUGACGUCGUCAUUCAAGACUUUCCCGCCGAAGUAUUCCUGCAGCGGCCAAGUAUCAUUAAGAGUUUGCUGUCCUUACUGAGUCUGCCUUCCGAUGAUGAUAAAGUCCUCGCCACACAUGCUGCUCGAACGCUGACUGAUCUUACACGGAGUCUUCACGCCAGGAUGAAGUACUACCAAGACCCUGUGUUGUAUACACCAAAAAUAGAUUUCUGUUCCUCUACCUCCACAACAUUUUCACCAUCUGGCAGUUCUAACCAAUCAGUGCACUCCUCCGAUCCGAGACCCACUGUGAUUGGUUGGAGCGAUGCUCGUCACCGUGGUGAUGGGCGUGAUCAAGACAGCCCUAAUUCUUCAGACAGAACUGUAUCUGGAGCAUCGAGUGUGGGCCUGGAACCGGACGUGGGCAGUUCCCCAGAGGAGACGGACAUUGACGAGAGUCCGAGUCUCCAGCACCAGCAGAUGACGCUGCCGCGGUUCUGUGUGCUCGUCACGCACACAGUACUGCCCCUGCUGCGGUGCGAGCGUGAGAACGUGGUUGUUGAGGUGCUGCAGCUGCUGCAUCAUGUCCUCGCCGUCAUGCUCAAGGUCAUCAUGAAGGACGUGUGGCAGGACACGGCAGACGCGGCUAGGGAUGUUGUAGAGAAGCUGUCCGACAGUUUUGAGGUGAUAAGCGGCCUGCUGGAUUACCACCAUCACGGCAAAACACAGGACCCAAACACCAGCCCGGCUCACCUGUCGCUGCACCGACUCACCUACGUCGGCAUUUCUAACUACCUGGUCAAGCUGCUUCGAUUGGUACCCACCACUCUUGCAUACAGCAUUUUGCCUGAGAGACUGAUACCUUCUCUGGCUACCAUUGUUUUCGAUGAAAGUCUGGGUCAAACCUACGCCCAGACAAGGCAGUCAACCUUGACCUUCAUCCAGCAGCUUGACCCCAAAAUCUACGAGAACUACUGCGAGACUGUGCACGUUUGUCUCUCAUUCGGGCAGACCUGUCAGUUUUUGACGUGCAGUAGAGAAUCACGAAGUGCUGGUGAGCUAGUGACGAUGGUAGAGAAAUCAGUUUGCAGUCUUCCCUAUCAUCUACACCUUCCUCUGAUCUCAGAGUUCAUCAAACUGUUUUCUAACUGGCGAACUAAAUCAUCAACUGAUCCGGGAGUCAUCACGCGAUGUUGGAAGAUAUUACUGAUAUUUCUGUCUCACCCAAACACAAACAUUCGACAGCAUACUUACAGUGUGGUCUCCUCUAUAAUUCAGGGUUCAUUGAAUGUGAAUGAAGCCUCUGACCCCAAGUCUCGCACUUGUGUCCGAGUGAGAUUCCUCUUUGACUCGGACGCCAUGUACGAGAUUGUCGCCUUCGGACUGGCAGACGGAGAAAACAAGAUUGCGACCUUGGCAGGUGACAUCAUGUUGACCUUACUUCAAGGUCAGUUGCUGAUGACAGAAGCCUUGUGGCAGGAGUUUACAAAUUCUCUGCUGAAAUCUCUGCCUAUUCUUCAGUCGUACUCCGACAGUACCACAAUUCUCGGGAAACGAAUCCGAAACCAGCUGGACCCAGUGUCAACGGUCGACAACCUGCCUCUACUGGAGAAACUGCGCGGUUGUCUGCGACUCAUGUUUUCCUGUGACGUCAAGGUGCGGACUGACGCAUUGUUGCAGCUGUCCUGGUUUCUGUCCAACGAAUCCAGCAGUGAUAAGAAAAUCCCGGUGUUUGCCGAUUUGGAUCUCACGUCUCUCGCCAACGUCUUCGUCAUGGAAAUGCCACAUGUUGUAGACGAGGAUUUCACUCGAUCGGUCUUCAAAGAUAACAGUGUCAAGCAAGUGUAUGAGAUAUUUACCUCGAAACCAGUCGAUCCAGGUGUCAAGAAAUCGGCCGUCGAUCAGCUUGCAAUCAUGAUGCAAGAUCCUCACCUGCAUGCUGUAUUUCGACGGCUGGGCGGCCUUGAAACAAUGUUAGAGUACAUUCGACAGGGAGUCGUCAAACACACUAAUGCUGAACAACAGAACGCCAGUCUUGUGUUGGUUCCUGCGUGUGUGUCUACUGUGCGUCACCUCGUCCACCACGACUACACGCUGCGACACAACCUGGCUCAUGACGCAGAGGUCUACUACUGUCUACUUAGAGUUGGUUUAUUGUUUCAAAAGGACAAGAACACAAGUUAUGAGGUUGCCCACCUUCUUACUCUUCUGCUCAAUGACGAGGUGGCCAAGUUUGAUGUUGGCAACAACAUGGGAGGAAAAAUCACUUUGCCUGCGAUCAUUGCCAAGAGAUACCGACUGCCGUUCCGUGCCACAUUACAUCAUGAGACAAGUCCCAACAUGGUUGCUGUCCCUCCUGAAGACAACCCAUUGAUGACGGGACCGCCACUUGAAAUGCUGCGAAUAUCAUGGAAUCUUGCUUGGAAUUCUGGGAUGGAAAAUCUACUAAAUUUGUUGAAAACCAGCAAGAACUUUACCGAUGUGGAAGAACAAUUUUCCUCAAAUCUUCAACUGUCUGCAAUAGAUAAAAAAAUCCUGGAAGUGACCGCAUUGAAAUGGGGACUGCAGCAAGCGAUUUUCAGUGUCUCCAAUGCUACAACACACACCUCAGUGUCAUCAUCAUUGCAGCGGCUGACGAUGUAUCUGACCAUCAUCCAAGGAACGCCAUACGUUGAUGUGGUCAAUGGGUUGGAGUGGUUCCAGGCUAUGGAAAGAUUUCUUCAAGUUACUCCCACAUCUACUGCUGAUGAAGGUCUCCUGCUCGGGGUUCUCAGAUUCAUCACCAUGGUCCUGAGACAGACCAAUCACUGCCCUGAACACAUCCUGCAGUGGCUGGGAGAGAAGAUGUACCAUGCAUCGAGCCCUAUGAUUCGUUUGUUGAACCGAUCCCCUGCUGUGGAAGAGUCGGAGGAUGUCUCUGAAAUUGCUGCCAAUAUUAAGAGGUCGCUGGAUAAACAGUUGUUACACUUCAUAGGAACUUUCAGCAGUCGUCUUCCCUACCAGCUGUCUAGAAGACUGAAUCUGCACCAGAUGCGAGGUGAGCUGUGUAAACGGUUGAUAUUGAGACUGAACGUCAAUGAUGCACCUCACUUCUACAACCUCGCCUCCCUUGAAGGAACUCUUCAGUGUCUUGUGCAUAUCACUGCCAGACCGGGUUGGAGUCAAGAAUGUUCAGAUGUCGACAGGAGUUCUUUGUGUUCGCAAGUUCUUGGCUGUUUACUGGAGGUUGUGUCGGCAUUCCACAUUGGACGAGGUGGGACGGCCAUGUCGUUCAUGGGCAAAGGAGUUACCAAGUCGGCAACCUUGUGUCUUCGUCAUCUGGCGUACGAAAUGGCAGUUUCAUCCGAUGAUAAGAACUGGGUGAAGCAGUGGUUGUACUGCAGUCAGAGAACAGACGCUGUGGGUGAACCAGGACUGAACUGGAUGCUCACUCUCUGGGCGUACAGGGACCCUGAAGUGAGAUCUGCAGGUCUUGGAAUAGCUGUGACCUUGACCUCCACGGAGACAGGCCGUUUGAUGAUCACGGCCAACUGUAAACACAUUCCAGGAGGUAUCUGGGGCGCGGCCUUCAGUAUGCUGCUUGACCAGUCUGAAUGCAGCAUGGUCCGGCAACAGGCUGCUCUGCUCUUGGUGAAUCUGACGUCGGAGACGAUGCAAAGUGGCACCGUGGACAGUGGCACUCCAUGCUGGCAGGGCCCCGUGGUCGUCGACUCUGAGUAUGACGUCGUGCUGGUCGGUCUGACGGCGCUGGUUGCGCUCCUGAACCACAGUCACUUUUACAAGGAGAUGUUGACGCUGCUGUCCAACUUCUACCCCCACACGCUGGUGCAGCCCAUCAGCAUCACGUUGGAAAUGCAGCUGCUGUCCACGGCAAGCUCGGAGACGACGCUCAGCACGUCGGCUGCGAGUGUGAACAGAACAGACAGAUCUCAAGGUUCGUCUCGUAACCCAACCUUCCAGUCUGCACCAAGUGAACAGGUGUCGGGUUCCAGUAGCCAAGCACGUCACAUGAGCCAGUCUCAACAGACUCCGAUGACAUCCGUCAGCUCGGGUACUCCGCGGUCGGGAUUUGACACAACCCAGGAGAUGGAGCCGAUUUUGGAGUACCAGAGUGUGACGACUCCGUGUCUCGUGUCAGCCGUGAGUCACCUGCUACAGAACCUGGCCGUGUUGGCACCACACGACACAUUCCACAGUCUCAGACAGGAGGGAUUCAUCCCUCUCCUCACCAGCUUGUUAAAUCCGGCUCUGCUAGAUGAGUGCUGUAAGCACAUCACGUCGGGCGAGAGUGCGGGACCGAGCGAGCUGUCAUUCCGAGACCUCGUCCUGAUGAACGACAGCAUCAUAGGGCUGCUGCGGGUCUGCGUUGUGUACGACACUCCCACAAGGCUGGAGAUACUAACCGACAAAGAAGCAAUGGCCGCCUUGGCUUCUCUUCUUCUCAUUCAGUGUGAAGGUCACAGCGACCUGAUAUUUGAGAGCAACAAGCUGUGGACGUCUGUGUUGACGUUCCUGACAUCGCUGCUGCAGUUACAGAGUUCUCCCGCUCUACAGUCUAUCACAGCCGCAUUCGCUAAAAUCUGGACAAACCUGUCAGAGAGCUUGUUGAAAGUGUUGGAGCUGACGAGCGGUGACACCAAGGAGCUGCGCCUGGCAUGUCUGUCGUUCAUCUCACUGCUGUGCUGCGAAGAGGCCAGACAGUCACUGAAGCACACUGACCACCAGACCGCAGCCAGAACACUGUCCAGUCUGUUUGAAACACCAGGUGUCAGAGCCUCUGAUGAGAAAGAUGGGGUGACGAGAUCGUCUGGGUCAGUUAUAUGUAAGGCUCUGAUUAGCUGCUAUGACCUGGUCACACUGAAGAACUCGGAAGAACCUCAGACGGCAGAGGGAACCUCGAUUGUCAAUGCUCUGAAAUCUCUGCUUCUCAUCAGUCAGUCAGCCAAAGAAACCGCUUUGGAAAUGGGUUUGGUGGAGAUUUCGCUGGAGCAUGUGCAGAAAAUCCACACACAACUGAAUAUGGAGACAUUACAGUUGACGAAGACAACAGGGAAGAAAAAGGAUGAACCACUUGUACAAGAACUUAUCUUGACUUUCGACCUGCUCAGAAACUUUAUGUGCCAGAAUGAGAAAGUAAAGAUGGCGAGUUAUCACAGUGGGCUGGGUAACAUCUGUCACCGCCUGUGGGCGUGGUGCUGCCUGGACCCCGGCUUGAUGACAUCAGUUCUCUCCCUUCUCACCACCUACACAGCUCACUGUCCGGCAGCGUGUGGCUCACUGGCUUACACGACAUUGUCGUCUGUCCCCGGUGGGGGGAGUGUUAAAACUCUGAGCAGCAACUCACUGGUUCACUGUGUCAUCAAACUGGCCGGCAAGGAGCUGGGCAGAGAAUCGGCGCUCAUGUCCACCGUGUUCGGACUGCUCGCCACGCUCACACUGUCGUCCGAAUGUAGAAGUAUUCUCUUUAAAUGCAACUUUCUGAAUGAUUUCUCCAAGUUGAAUCCGAAGCGGACAAAGAAGUCUAAACAGAAGAACGUGUUGGAAGUUUGCUGGUUCGAACUGCUCACCAAUCUCUCCUUCUCCGUGGAUGGGCAACAGAUGUUACUCAAGAUAAACGGUUUUGUGGACUUGGUGCUGGAUUUCCUCGAUGGUGGUCCCCCUCGCUGCCAGGAGUACGCCAUUCUGAUUCUCAGAAACCUCUGUUGUCAUGCCGGCAACAAACAGAAACUGCUGGCCAAUGAAAAGCUUAUUCCAUUUCUGCUGCAAAGGCUUGAGGAAGGAGGGGAGACAACUCAAGCAGUGGCUGCAUCAGCAUUAUGGGCCCUUGUUUACAACAAUCAGAAGGCCAAAGUGGUUUUGAAGAACGCCAACAUUCUUGUCAACUUGAAGGAGGCUCUACGAAGCGUCAGGAACUCGGGAACAAAAUCUCAUCUCAUGAUGAAGUGUGCAGAAGACCUGCGAUCAACCAUCUCACUUGUUGCAGAGUAACGGAGACAGGAAAUACUUAUAUCAUACCCUGACAUGAUCAGCCAUCUUGUUUCUGAAUAACUUAAAAUAUUGACACAGUAGAGACAAAAUAUAUAUAUAUUUAUUUAAAUUCUUGUCAUCUCUGGUUUAAUACAGGGCAGGAUUUAGCUUGGUUGGUACAAAGCUGAGGUGCUUAGGACGCAGGAUCAAACCUCAUCAGAGGACCCACUGGGAUUUAUUCCUGUUCCAACCACUGCCAGAGUGAUAGCUCCAUUAAACGGCAAGAGCUGUGGUAUAACAACAUCUCAUCUCUGUAAUCUGUACAUUCAUAUAUGUAAUUCAUGAAAAUAAUUUUCUAUACAAAUAGGUCGAGUAGAUUCCAUUUAUUCAUCUCCAUACUCUAUGCAUUUUGGAUUAUAUAUAGAGAUUGAUAUGUAAACUUGAGUAUCAUACUGAUUUUAUGAAACGAGUUUCAGGAUUCUUGUAUGGCGAGAGCAGCGAGAGCGAGGGUAAUGCAUGAAUCCUGACCCAAGUUUUAUCAAAUCAGUACGAUUCACACGCGAGUGUAAUAAAUUUUUUUAUUAUCCAUCUUAAUUUUAUGAAAUAAAGGAUCCUGUCAAAACGUUUGAAAAGUACUAAGGAGACGGCGAAAUGACAUCAUUUUGGUAAAUAUCUGUAUAAAUGAAUGUUUAACGACACUCCAGCACGAAAAAUACAUCGGCUAUUGGGUGUCAAACUAUGGUAAAGGCAACAAAAAAAAGUAAUGAUCAACAUCAAUAUAAAAAUUCAACAGUUCAAUUAAAACACUGUAAAGAAGUGUGCAACAAAUACUCAUUUUGGUAAGGGGCUACACAUAGCUAAGACUGGGGAUGCUGCAUUAUGUUAUGAUGUCGCUUCCCAAAAUUACGUCAUUUGCUGUGCACAUGAAAGCAUUAUGACACGUGUUAUACUGGUUAUAUUUCCCUGUAUAUCUUGAACUAUGUGCAUAAUAAGUAUGAAAAUGCAUACGGAUUACGGACAUAUGGAAUUUGCACCUUAUUAAGUUUAACAAGGAUAUGCAAUUACUUUAAGAAGUAAAUGCUGAAAUUACCAUUUCAGAUUAAAUUGAGUCUACUUUCUAAGAACUGUUUUAUGAAGAAAAACACCAAGGAUAUUUGCUGUCUAGCAUAUAGUAAUUUCGACACUAGGUUUGAGAGAGAAAACCUGCUUCCACCACAAGAACAGCAGAGAGACUUUCAAAUGCAGUUUUCCAUAGAAUAUUGUGAGGCACUGGGUGCUGCAGGAAAAAACACGACUUCAUUCAUGCAUUGAGAGCGAUCGAACCCAGUAGCCAAGCACCUUAGGCGGGCACCCUAUCACUGAGCUACAUCCCUCCCCCUAGAGCAAGAGAAACAAUCGACUUCUACUAGAUAACAGACUAGUUUCUCCAAUGCUUUUUCUCACAGAACGUUGUUGAUAUAUCAGAUUGAGUAGUGUAGCGCCAGUUGCAGUGAGAUAUCUAAAAGAAUCCCUAAAGCGACGUUCUCAUUAUGCGAUUAGUCCCACCGACUUGUUGCAUGUGAUCGAAUCGUACUGUGAGAACAGAUACUUUAGUCAUUUAUGUUCCGAUUCUUGUAGGGCCGACCAUGUGACAAGUUGGUGUGACCGCUUAAAGAGAAAAUGAUCACUAAAAAUAUCAAGAUCACUUGUACAUCAAGCAGACAUUGUUACGAACAAACAAGUUGCUACUUAUCUAGAGUGUAUUUCACAAAACAUAAGUAUACAUUUGCGACUAGCAGUUAUAUCUUUUGUAUGUUUACGUGUGUUUGGCAUUUAUUUCAUGCUGAAAAAAUCACAUUGUUACGGAAGAUGGAGCAUUGUAAGGAUUAAGGAAAAAUUAAAUAUGUAUACUUGAA
Molecule: messenger RNA, 8693 nt
Organism: Gigantopelta aegis
Lineage: Eukaryota; Metazoa; Mollusca; Gastropoda; Neomphalida; Peltospiridae
Product: rotatin-like
Exons: 47
Coding region: 76-6819 (2247 amino acids)
Biological process (GO): centriole-centriole cohesion; ciliary basal body organization; centriole replication
Cellular component (GO): ciliary basal body; centriole; centrosome
Source: RefSeq, a predicted model, not a curated record